AUGGCGUCACAAGGCUGCGUAAAGGGCAAUGUCGCCAUUCACCCUCAGGACGCCACACAUCUCAAUGACGUCCUGCCCCCCACCAGUAGCGUGAUCCACGACAUGGUGUGUGCUGUGUUUGUUGGGGAGAGCAAGCCGACCAAGGAGACGAUCCAGGCGUUCAAGCCCAUCUUGGUCCGCAAGUCGCGAUUGAAGCUCAUGAUUGAUUUCUUGAUCGAGAGAAAUCCGUGGUAUACACGACAACACGGGCUACAGGGGUUCAAUCAGCAGAAUUUCGAUGAUUUGUUCGGACCCGGCACCUCACACAUUGAGGAAGGCAUUCUCUGCGCAAUGGAGAUAGGUCACAUCCAACUCAACGACGCCGUAGCUGGAGCGACAGCAGGAUACGUUCCCGAGCAAGAAGUGCAACCUGCGCCAGGUGAAGACGAGGUACUCGUGGAGGCUGUCGGCUACACGGAAUGCGAUGACUCACCGAUAGACUACGAUACUAUGACCAUGAAGGCCAUCGCGCACUGCUUGAGCGGCGGGAUCAUCCAGUGGUGA
Trametes versicolor FP-101664 SS1 is the source of this 543-nucleotide messenger RNA. RefSeq lists its product as uncharacterized. The transcript has 2 exons. Bases 1 to 543 code for a protein of 180 amino acids. NCBI's taxonomy places the organism in Eukaryota, Fungi, Basidiomycota, Agaricomycetes, Polyporales, Polyporaceae. The record is from RefSeq and is a predicted model, not a curated record.